This is a messenger RNA of Punctularia strigosozonata HHB-11173 SS5, 3866 nucleotides long. RefSeq lists its product as uncharacterized. NCBI's taxonomy places the organism in Eukaryota, Fungi, Basidiomycota, Agaricomycetes, Corticiales, Punctulariaceae. The record is from RefSeq and is a predicted model, not a curated record. The coding region runs from base 238 to 3738 and encodes 1166 amino acids. The transcript has 2 exons.
GUUCUCGACGGUGCGCGCCGCUCCCACCUCCUCCGUCGGGCGCGCUCAUCAGCGAUAGCCUCUGCUUGCUCCUUUCUCUCCUUCACCGCCCACCCGUUCCACCGCCCCGCUUCGCCAACCGCAUCCACGGUCCUUACCCCGGUCUUUUCGUAGGCUACCGAGUCUCGAAAACUGAACGCCACCACGCCUCCAAAGCGGUGGUAAGAAGAGCAAGAAUAGAACUGCCGGCGCGCGAUUAUGGCGACUCCACGCUCGCGCCCCGCGACGGCGGACUCGGACGCGACCUCGGCGGCGGCGGGCGCAGCGAACAGAGACUCGAACAUGGUGCGCGCGUCCGUGUUGGACGCUGCGCUCGAGCUUGGGCUCGGCACCAACUCGAAGGUCGCCAAUUGGCUCUUCAACCCGGUCGCGGAAGAGGAUGAGGAAGAGGAGACUGGGGCGGCGGUCACGUCGCCCGGCCUCACUGCCGCUUCCACCUCGGAAGAGUCGAUGUCGGCUGCGGUGCGCACGCCGGGAGAAGGCGUGCCCCCCGAUCGGUUUAUCCGACAGCUCGAGUACGAGUCCAAACCGCCUAGCCCCGAGUCGGGCAUGCAGUUCCCGCAACGACUCGUUCGGAUCGACUCUUCCUCGCCCCGGCCUUCCGCCGGGAACUCUGCUGCUCCCUCACCUCUUCCUGGUUCAUCUGGCCUUGCAUCGUCAUCUUGGAGGGGAAACAGGCUACGGAAAGCUAAGCCGGACGGGUACGAGAGCGACGGCGGCUACGUCAGUGACGGAGGCAAAAAGUCGAAGAAGGACGAGAAGAAGGAGAAGAAGGAGAAGAAAGAGAAGAAGAAGAAGGACAAGGACAAGGGGGGCGGCGGAGGAGAUACGGAGGCGGAGAGUGAUGCCGGGUACCUCUCCGAGGCGACCUGGCGAAAGAAGAAGGAUAAGGACCGGCGGGGGACGACGAAGAAGAAGGACAAGGGGGCGACGCCGGGCGAUGAAACGGACGGAGGCAAUGUUUCGGAGGCGAGCACCUCACGCAAAAAGUCCAGAUUUGGAUCGUCGCGCAACACCCCUUCCUCGCCCGGUGGUGACCAUUCGGAUGGCGGCUACCUGUCCGAGGCGUCCCAGAAGGCGGCCAAGAAGAAAAAGUCGUUCUUUCGCCGCCGAAAAGACUCCGCCGGCGCGUCUUCCAACGCAUCGCCAGUGCGCGAGGCGCCACCUCCCGUGCCCGCUCUCCCGCUCCCUUCAGCGUUAGGGAUGGGUGGGACACCGAGCGGAUCGGGGCCGUCACCAGGCGCGGUGUUACCCAUCGCGGAGCGAUUCGCGAGAAGCGCCGCGGGCACUCCGACUCCUGCCUCAGGAAGCAUAAGGGGGCCCGACUCGGCCAGCAGCACGCCCGGCACAUAUGCGACCUCGAACCCGUACGACGGCAUGGCUCACCGCGCAUCUGACGCGUCCGAAGCGACCAGCGUGACCACUGUUGGCUCGAGUGCGACCUUCGCCGACGACCCGGACAGCACCGACUCCUUCACCUCGCUUACUUCCGCCUUCGCCGAUGCGCAGUCUGUACGCACCGGCUUCGGCUCCGUCUCAACGUUUGACCACUCGCACUUUCAUUUCCACGCCCCGCAGACGUCCUCUGGCCACUCGCACGAACAGCAGCAGCAGCAGCAGCAAUUGCGGGCUUACCGCCCAUCGCCGCUCUCCAUUCCCGUCGCGCCGGAUCACCACCCAACGAGCGGGAACAUGUCCGCUGGGCUCGGCGGUCUCGACGCAUUCGUGUCAUCGAACGGCGAGCGUCCUACGGGAGAGGUUGAAAAACAUGAAGAGGACGACCAGACCUCGCCGAGUGCCCCGCUGGUGACGCCGCCAACUCCGACCAACCGGCAGGGGCUCUCAAUCAACACCGAUCUGUCCUUCCGCGACUGGAAGUUCCCCCGUCGCCAGCCCAAGCCCGAGUCAAAACCCCAACCGCCCGCCCUGUCCCUCUCAACGUCUACCUCGGCCCCGGCUCCCUCCGACCCUUCCGCGCACUCGUCGUCUUCCUCGGACGAGCCUUUGUCGUCGUUCGUGAUGCCCUCACCCGUACCGCCCUCAGCUUCCUCUCCCUCCCCACUUGCGGCACGCUCGGCCUCACCCCAGUCCGGCUCGCCGCCGCGCUUCAGCUUGGCGCGCCUCGGGUCGCAGCUGCGCGUGCACACCGGCUCGUCAGGAGGUCGGAGCCCUGCGAUCCGCACUGUCGCGUCGAGCCCGGCACUCGCCAGGAUAGGACUCCCGCCAAGCCCAAACCCACGCUCUGCCGCACCGUCCCCAGUGUCUGGCCUGAAACGCGCACCCUCAGAACUGCGCGUCGACGCGAUCUCGUACCCGCUCGGCCGCGCACCCAGCCCGUCGCCCAACCCCGCCGCGCGCGCUACGAGCCCCAACCCCGGGACCGCGCGCAGCCCGAGCCCGCUCGACCUGGCGCCGCCGUCCAAAUCCGCAUUCGUCCACUUCGACCUACCGCCGCCGAGCCCGCCGCCGACAGGUCCGCUGCCGCGCCCGCCCCAGGACGUUACCCGCGCGCCUUCGCCGUCGCCCGCGCGGCCGCCUCCGUCCGCGUUCGUCGCCUCGCCGUCGCUCGGACAGCAGGGCGUGCCGCCGCCGACGCCGCUCUCCGCGUCAACCUCUUCCUCGCGGUCGCCCGCGUCCGCCGCCGGCGGCCUCUUCGCCCAGCCGAUCCCGUCCAUCGAACGCGGCCGCGCGUCGCCGUUCCCGACGCGGCCGAUCCUGCCCCGCGACGACUCGGAGCGGCUGACGCGCAAGUCGUCGACGACGCGGCAGCGCGUCGCGCGCCUCUCGCGCUCGAUCUCGCCCAUCGACGGGCGCCCGGAGGGGCCCGACGAGAGCGCGAACGUCCCGCUGUGGGAGGCGAGCUUGCGCAGCGCGGCGCCGAACGGCGGGGGCGGUUGGGGAAGGCUGGAGGAUCGCAGGGCGAGCGAGCAGUGGCACCCGAUGAGCGCGAGCGCGGCCGAGCCUGGCGGACGCCGCGACGUGUUCCUCAACAGCCCCGUGGGCGGGACGUUCGGGUCCGAGAACGGCGGUCGCCCGCACGCGCCGCAGGAGAGCAUGUCGAGCGUGGGCAUCGACGUCGAGGUCGCGAGCGAAUUCGGCGUGGAGGAGGACGAAAGGAGGAGGAGACGGAGACCGCGCUCGACGGCGUCCGACGACGACGACGACGACGACGACGACGCCAUGAACCCGGAUCUGCAGAGCGUGCUGCGCCGGUUCCGUGAAGAGUCGGGCGAGACGUCGUUCGCGGACAGCGAUCGCAGCUACCGCUCGCUCGCGGACUCGUCCGCGUCCGCGUUCGACCAGCUCGUCGACGCCGUCUCGGGCCCGGGCUCGUCCGGGCCGCCGAGCGCGGACGCGCUCGCGACGGGGCCGUACGCGCGCUGGGCGAGGGACGAGGACGCGGACGCGGACGCGGACGAGCGCUCGGUGUACCCGGACGAGGACAAGACGGCGGGCCGGAGCACGAUGUACUACCUCGAGGGCCGCUCGGACGAGGACCUGGCGGACCUGGACGCGUACAGCCGCGGCUCGGUGUGGAGCCGACGGAGCGUGAUGGACGACGAGAAGAGCGGGGAGGCGAGGCAGCGGUUCGUGAAGAGGGUGGAGAUGAUGUUGAAGAGCGAGCAGAUCCCGCCCGUGCCGAGGCUGGACCCCGGCGCGUGGGGGACGCAACGGUCGUACCCGUCGACGAAUAGAUGAGAGCGCGCGUCGUUGGAUGUUUUCUUUUCUUCGUGCGCUUCGGUUCAUAUUUAAAUUCACUCGCUGUUCCGGUUACAUGUCGCUCGUGUAAAACCCGCCUGUUGAUUUAGUCGUGCUAUCUCAUCCGC